Hyla sarda is the source of this 4553-nucleotide messenger RNA. RefSeq names its product mitochondrial intermediate peptidase (gene MIPEP). Lineage: Eukaryota; Metazoa; Chordata; Amphibia; Anura; Hylidae. The transcript has 19 exons. Gene Ontology annotation, biological process: peptide metabolic process. Gene Ontology annotation, cellular component: mitochondrion. Gene Ontology annotation, molecular function: metalloendopeptidase activity. The coding region runs from base 329 to 2416 and encodes 695 amino acids. The record is from RefSeq and is a predicted model, not a curated record.
AAAUAAUAGACAUUUUUACGCGGUAAAUGUAUAUAUACAUUUCCUGGGAGUAAAAAUAAAAACCUAUACUUGACGUAAGGCAGCUUUACUACAAUUCCCAGCAUGCCAUGAAUAAGCCGGAAGCCCAUUGGCUACAAACGAGUGAUUUACAGCAAGAAGCGCAGCCCCGCUACGUGACAUCUCUUUUCUCAUUGGUUUCCGCAGCUGUCAAUCAAACAGCCCGACCAAUCAGCGCCUUGUUCUCUGACGUUAUGUGCUUUAGCCCCUCCUAUAUUCCGGGUAGUUGGGUACAUGUGUAUCGCAGCACCGGUGUCCUCUGCGCGUAACCAUGCUGUCCCUGCGGCGGCUCCUGUGCUCCCUGAACCUCCCCACGGUUCGCUCGGUCAGCACCGGCUGGUCUCCGGUCGGUGCCGCUUUCAAUGUGAAGCAGCAGCGGAGGUUGGAUGUGUUCGGCAGGAGCUCGGGCCUGUUCGGAGUUCCUGAGCUAAGUUCUCCAGAAGGAUUUCAGAUUGUUCAGGAUAAUGCCCUGAGAAAAACAGAGUCCCUAGUGGAGAGAGUGUGUACUACACCUCCGAGUGCAGAGACAGUGAAGAUAUUUGAUCAGCUGAGCGAUGAGCUGUGUAAAGUUGCAGACUUGGCUGAUUUUGUGAAGGUUGCCCAUCCCGACCCUUCAUUUAGAGAAGCUGCUGAGGAAGCUUGCAGGAACAUAGGUACCAUGGUGGAGAGGUUAAACACAAAUGUUGAGUUGUGUGAUAGUUUGAGAAAACUUCUAGAAAACAAAUCUGUUAUGGAUUCUCUGGACCCAGAAACCAGGCGUGUGGCUGAAUUGUUUUUGAUCGAUUUUGAAAUCAGUGGAAUCCACAUGAAUGAGGAAAAGCGCCAGAAAGCAGUCAACCUGAACGUUGUGAUUUCAGACCUUAGUAGUGAUUUCCUGCUGGGAUCCAACCUGCCUAAUAGAAUUGACAUGAGUGUUAUACCAGAACAUAUCCGCUCUCAUUUUUCCUGGGAUGGAAAGUACAUACAGAUAAGUGGACUGCAUGCAGACUGCCCAGAUGAUCUGGUUCGGGAAGCCGCUUAUAAGAUCUUUCUUUACCCUAAUAGUAGUCAGAUGAAGCGCUUGGAUGAAUUGCUCAGUAGUAGAAAUGCAUUAGCUCAGCUGGUUGGUUAUCCAACGUUUGCGCACAGAGCACUGCUUGGGACCAUGUCAAAAACUCCAGAGAAUGUAAUGAUGUUUCUUGAAAAGUUAUCCAGCAAACUACGAGAACGAACAUUAAAGGAUUUUGAAAUGAUGCUGGGAAUGAAAAUGAAGCUUAACCCCAUGAAUCCAGAGCUGAUGCCAUGGGAUCCUCCUUUUUAUGCUGGUGUUUCACGUGCAGAAAAGUAUAACAUAGAGCCCAGUUUGUACUCUCCAUUUUUCUCCCUUGGCGCCUGCAUGGAAGGAUUGAAUUCACUUUUCAACCAACUUCUUGGCAUUUCUCUUUAUUCCGAGCAACCAGAGAAGGGAGAGGUGUGGUCAGAGGACGUCAGGAAGUUGGCUGUUGUACAUGAAAGUGAAGGCAUUUUGGGUUAUAUUUACUGUGACUUUUUUCAUCGGGCAGAAAAACCUCCACAGGACUGUCACUUCACAAUUCGUGGCGGGAGGCUUAAAGAAAACGGAGAAUAUCAGUUGCCUGUAGUAGUUCUAAUGUUGAACUUCCCACAGUCCACAAAGGGCUCCCCAACGCUGCUAACCCCUGGUAUGAUGGAGAAUCUGUUCCAUGAAAUGGGGCAUGCUAUGCACUCUAUGCUGGGGAGGACACGCUACCAACAUGUGACUGGCACCAGAUGUGCUACAGACUUUGCCGAGGUCCCGUCUAUCCUUAUGGAGUACUUUGCUAGUGAUUUCCGGGUUGUAAACCAGUUUGCCAGGCACUACCAGACUGGACAGGCUUUGUCUAAACCUAUGGUAUCUCGUCUCUGCGAAUCCAAAAAAGUUGCUGCAGCUUCUGAUAUGCAGCUCCAGGUCUUUUACUCAAUGUUGGAUCAAAUUUACCAUGGAAAACACCCCCUAAAAGGGUCAACAACAGACAUUUUAAGGGAAACCCAGGAAUCAUUCUAUGGAUUGCCAUAUAUACCUAAUACAGCCUGGCAGCUGAGAUUCAGCCAUCUAGCGGGUUAUGGUGCUAAAUAUUACUCCUACUUGAUGUCCCGGGCAGUGGCCUCCAUGGUGUGGAAACAGUGCUUCAUGCAAAAUCCAUUUGACCGGGAGAUGGGAGAGCGUUAUCGCAAGGAGAUGCUGGCACAUGGUGGAGGAAAGGAACCUUCGCUCAUGGUUGAAGGCAUGCUUCAGAAGUGUCCGUCAGUGGAUGACUACGUGGAUGCACUUGUUUCAGAUCUGGAUCCAGACUUUGAGACGUUUAUUAUGGACUCGGAGUAGAAGAUGGCAAAGAAUACAGAACAUUGGAUGUGUAAUUGUGAUACCCAUUCUUUGUAAUUGCAGUCACUUUAUGAUAAAGCCGUAGGAUAUGUGGCUGGUUUGGUAGAACACGAUAAUGGCCUUGUGCAGACUAGGAGGUAUGUUCACAAAUACAGCAUCAAAUCAAUGGGCUGACCAUCUAAUGUAGUGUUUCCCAACCAUGCCCAACCCGUACAUGCUGGGAGUUGUAGUUUUGCAACAGCUGGAAGAACACUGGUUAGAAAACACCAAUCUAAUGCAGCAGAGGAGAAACUCUUUGCAGCUGAUGUGGCUAAUUAAUGGGGUCCUGAACCCCCUUCCCCCCUCAUUCUUUUACGCAGAAAAUAGUUUUUGUUUCUUAAACCCAACACCAACAAUAAACUAGUUAAAUUUAAAAAACCCAGAAACAUUUCCAGAUAUAUAUAGAUAUAUAUAUAUAUAUAUAUAUAUAUAUAUAUAUAUAUAUCUAUAUCUAUAUAUAUAUUUUUUUUUUAAAGAAUUCCCUUGACAGACACUCACACAUAAUAUGGGCAUUACAUUACACUUGGUGUUUGUCAAAUGCCCAUGAAAAAGCCAUACUUGCUUCUUGGCUUUUUUUGGGGCCAAAAUCACUACAGCCAGAUUUGUGAAAAGCCAGACCCACAUGUUUUUUUUUUUCUUCCCCUUUUACCCCAUGUGAUGUUUAUAUGUCUGGGGCUGUUUUCCAAAAUUGCAGUGUGCUUGAGGUUAUGGCGUUUCUUCAUGAAAAUUUGCAUUUUUUUCCUCCUAUAGAUUACUCUUGAAGGAAAAAAAAUGCAAUGUGUUUUUAUUAUUGGCUUUUUCUGGCCUUUUUGAAAUCACAUCAUGAAAGAAUCACAUCGCUUGCAAUAAAAAAAAAACACACACUAUUUUUUUCUCUGGCCAAAAAAAACAUUUUUUUUUAUCUGUGCCUAGCAUAGCCUGUUCCUGUCCAAAAACUAAGGCUAGGUUCACACGGCCGUUGUCUUCCGUCCCGCUAUUCUCCCGUAUCGCUACCCAAAUGGACCAUACUAACAAACUGAUGCAAAGUGAUGCCAUUUAGUGAAAAAGUCAGCCCCCUACAGACUCCCACAGCCGGGGGUACUACUACUCCCAUCAUGUAACAGACUCAUUUCCAUCAUAAUAGUAGUAGUACCCCCAGCUGCGGGAGUCUGCGGACAGCUGGGGAGACUACAGUAGUGCUUGUACUACUACACCCAUCAUGGAAGAGUCUGUUCCAUGUUGGGUGUAGUAGUACAGGGACUGAGUGAUUGAUCAGACUGUGUAUCACUUCUGAGACCUGAUCCAAUUAUAAGCUAUUAACCAGGGGAUCGGGGGGGCAUGCCCCUCUCCCCUGCGAUGUAUAUACUGUCCCGUACUUUCAUUUUGUAAUCCCCCACCGGGAGCCUUGAAUGGCCGCCACUGUGUGGCCAUUCAUGGCUCGUGGUGGGGUUUUUAAAUUCUCCGUAAAUGGCCCAAUAAAAGCCAUAAAGUUAUGAGUUGAACACAAACAAGCCGUUUUAGUAUUGAGUUUGAUUUAAAAAAUAAUUCAAUAAUGGUUUUAUGGGCCAUUAUUAAACCAUUUAAAACAGUCCAAGAACGGGCAAAAAAUGCUGUGUGGGAACAAGGCUGUAUUCUGGAUUUGCUUCUCCUUUUGGCCUCCCAUUUAAAACAGUCACACAUGAUAAAUUCAUGACAACUGCAGAAAAACAGCUUGAUUUUGACCUAACUACACAACCAUGAGAAAAUCGUCUACUUGAAAAGUCACAAAAAAAGUAAGCAAAAAUAUAGUCCUCAUAUGAUAAAUUCCAACCUGAAUUUCUACCUAAUAUUGCCACCUAGAAAAAUUCAAGUAGAAAAUACAAAGCUAUGAGAAGAUGACAGGUUGAAUGGUCCUUGAAUAUUUUAUUAAAAAGUGAAAAAUAUAAAGAUGGAAAUCCUGUUUGGGACCAGUGUCAUCCCGAGGAAAUGCAGGGGUUUCUGGUUAUUUUGUGGGGUUGUAUUGAUAUCGAAUUGUAAAUAUUUUUCAAAAUGAAAAAUGUAUCAGCAAAUGUUUAUCUGUAAAGAAAAAGGUUUAGAAUGUAACAGUGUCAUGUGUCUUUUUAUUAAAUAAAGCUUCCAA